UCUAGUCAAUUUCGCAUCCUCCCACUUUUUUCACUCUCUCCGGUCUUCUCGAAACAAUGGCGAACGUCUUCACAGCAGCACGGUCCGUCUUCGGCAGGGCCUCAGGCCUCGUCGCGCAGCAGCAGCGCUUCAACGUGUGCCUCAGGUUGAUGAGCACAGGAAAGUACGAGCACAUCCUGGUGGAGAAGAAGGGCGAGAAGCAGAAUGUGGGCGUCAUCACCCUGAACAGGCCAAAGUCCCUGAACGCCCUUUGCAAUGCCCUGAUGAACGAUGUCAAUGCGGCGUUGGGCGCUCUUGAGGCCGACGAAUCUGUUGGGGCGAUUGUCCUCACCGGCAGCGAAAAGGCUUUUGCUGCAGGAGCUGACAUCAAAGAGAUGCAGAACAAUGACUUUUCGUCCAACAUCCGCAGCAACUUCCUGUGCCACUGGUCCAACAUGAGCAACACCCGCAAGCCCAUCAUCGCUGCCGUCAAUGGCUACGCCCUCGGAGGCGGCUGUGAGGUGGCCAUGAUGUGCGACAUCAUCUACGCCAGUGACAAGGCAAAGUUUGGACAGCCAGAAAUUGCCAUUGGAACCAUCCCCGGCGCCGGAGGCACCCAAAGGCUCACCAGGGUUGUCGGGAAAUCCAAGGCCAUGGAGAUGUGCCUCACAGGCAACAUGAUUGACGCUCAGGAAGCCCUCAAAUUAGGUCUGGUCAGCAAAGUCGUUCCUGCCGACAAACUGGUCGAGGAAGCCGUUAAACUCGGAGAGAAGAUUGCCUCCCACUCUCCCCUGAUUGUCUCUCUGUGCAAGGAGUCCGUCAACGCAGCUUACGAAACCACUCUGGAACAGGGUCUCCGUCAGGAGAAGAGACUCUUCCACGCAACCUUUGCCACGGCUGAUCGCAAGGAAGGCAUGACCGCGUUUGUGGAGAAGAGACCUCCCAAGUUCACCAACAACUAAAAAGUCCAGGUUGAUUUGUUAUCCCUUGAGAAGAAGUGCCUUAACUCUAAAAUCACAUCGUUGAUUGAAGGAAAAGAACUGUUGGCAUUUUAUUUUGUUUAUUCAGAGAUUUACUGUAUUUUCGUACAAAAAGAUAAUCUUUUCUGCAUCAGCAUCAAUUGUUUAAAAAUUCAUACUUAUAGAGGACUGCUUUUAGUCGCUGUUAAAUUAUAUAAUAUUCAAAUUAUUAAAACAGGAAUACUUUUGUCUUGCCCAGCUUGCUCAGAGUGCCAUUUAUAUUGAUAAAAAUAAAACAAUUCAGUUGCACGUAAAA
Neocloeon triangulifer is the source of this 1254-nucleotide messenger RNA. RefSeq names its product enoyl-CoA hydratase, mitochondrial-like. Gene Ontology annotation, biological process: fatty acid beta-oxidation. Gene Ontology annotation, cellular component: mitochondrion. The record is from RefSeq and is a predicted model, not a curated record. Gene Ontology annotation, molecular function: enoyl-CoA hydratase activity. The transcript has 5 exons. Bases 57 to 941 code for a protein of 294 amino acids. Lineage: Eukaryota; Metazoa; Arthropoda; Insecta; Ephemeroptera; Baetidae.